UACAAGCUUCUUAUAAUUCAUUUGAUUCUAUUGCCAGAUAUAAUGAAACAGGAUUUAAAGAUGAUACAAAAUAUUGGUUGGCAACACAAUUAAAAAAUGAUUUAAGAAUUGAUGAAAAGCUUUUGACUUUAUAUUCAGAUGUUUCCAAUAGUAGAUUGGAUCAAAAUAUAAAAUGA
Molecule: messenger RNA, 176 nt
Organism: Racocetra persica
Lineage: Eukaryota; Fungi; Glomeromycota; Glomeromycetes; Diversisporales; Gigasporaceae
Source: the annotation of a GenBank genome assembly